AGGCUAAAAAUUCAACUAAAACUGUGAAAAUUGUGUUAAACUUGAAUAUAAUGUCGAAAAUGAUAAAAAGAAAAACCGACAUCGAUAAUCCACCGUCGCUGAAACGCUUGAAGGUGCCCAAAUUUCCCGACUCGGAAAAUGAAGAACAGGACCAAAAACAGAAAAUUACGCUGCCAGCUUCGAACGUACUUAAUCGGUCCAAGCAAUGUCCUUAUUUAGAUACCAUCAAUCGGCACUUGCUGGAUUUCGAUUUCGAAAAGCUGUGUUCGGUUUCCCUGACUAGGAUAAACGUUUAUGCCUGUCUGGUUUGCGGAAAAUAUUUCCAAGGUAGAGGAACCAAUACACAUGCCUACACGCAUUCGGUUGCCGAAUCGCAUCAUGUGUUUUUGAAUUUAUCUACUUUGAAGUUUUACUGUUUGCCGGAUAAUUACGAGAUUAUCGAUUCCUCGCUGGAUGAUAUCAAACAUGUUUUGAAUCCGGUGUUUACGCUGAAGGACAUUCGCAAUUUGGAUAGAGAAGAUCAGAAGAUGUCCAGAACGGUUGAUGGUACGCUUUAUUCUCCCGGUAUAGUUGGAAUGAACAACAUCAAAGCGAACGAUUAUUGCAACGUAAUCUUGCAGUCACUGUCCCACGUGAAACCGAUUCGUGAUUUUUUCCUUAUCGAAAAUAAUUACGCUAACAUAAAGCGUCCCCCGGGAGAUACGGCAUUCACGUUGGUUCAACGUUUCGGUGAAUUGCUGAGAAAACUUUGGAAUCCUCGCAAUUUUAAAUCGCAUGUUUCUCCUCACGAAAUGCUGCAAGCGGUAGUACUGUGGAGCAGCAAAAAGUUUCAAAUCACCGAACAAGGUGAUCCUAUCGAGUUCCUUUCCUGGUUUCUGCACAGUCUCCAUAAACAGUUACGAGGCAAUCGGCAGCCCAACUCGUCCGUCGUCAAUCGAACGUUCCUGGGUGAGAUGAAAAUUUACACCCGUAAGCUUCCACCGACGGAGCUGGAUGACGUGCAGAAACAGCUGCUGCUGGCCACGGAUGAGUAUCAGGAGAAGGAGGAAACGUCAACCUUUUUGUAUUUGACGUGUGAUUUACCAGCCACGCCACUGUUCAUUGACGAGUUCAGAGAGAACAUCAUUCCGCAAGUGAAUCUCUAUCAGCUACUAGCGAAGUUUAAUUCCGUGUCGGAAAAGGAGUACAAAACGUACAAGGAAAAUUUUUUCAAACGAUUUGAAAUAACCAGACUUCCAAAGUUUGUCAUUUUGUAUAUUAAGCGGUUUACUAAAAAUACUUUCUUCUUGGAGAAGAAUCCUACCAUCGUUAACUUUCCCGUCAAAAACAUCGAUUUUGGAGACAUUUUGACUGAGGAAAACAAAAGGCGCCACAAGCACACCAAGUACAAUCUGGUGGCAAACAUCGUACACGAUGGUGAACCAAAGUCCGGUACCUAUCGGUGCCACAUACUGCAGAAGAGCACUAAUCAGUGGUACGAAAUGCAGGACUUACACGUGACCAGCAUUCUGCCGCAGAUGAUUACACUAACGGAGGCGUAUAUUCAAAUCUACGAGCAGCAGGAGGAAGAUUGCACCGCGGACGGUUGACCGGUGGUUAUUAAAGGUAAUUUAUUUAUAAUUGAUUCCCAUUUUUUUGUUGUUUUUUUUGAAGAAUCCUUACUAUAGUUAGUACGUUAUCAGAUAAUAUAGGGAAAACAAUUUUCA
Messenger RNA from Sabethes cyaneus, 1706 nucleotides. It is a transcript of the gene Usp39, whose product is annotated as U4/U6.U5 tri-snRNP-associated protein 2. Gene Ontology annotation, biological process: spliceosomal complex assembly; protein deubiquitination; mRNA processing. The coding region runs from base 51 to 1589 and encodes 512 amino acids. Gene Ontology annotation, molecular function: cysteine-type deubiquitinase activity; zinc ion binding. Lineage: Eukaryota; Metazoa; Arthropoda; Insecta; Diptera; Culicidae. The record is from RefSeq and is a predicted model, not a curated record. The transcript is spliced from 3 exons.